This is a messenger RNA of Pterocles gutturalis (yellow-throated sandgrouse), 1343 nucleotides long. RefSeq names its product protein inhibitor of activated STAT, 3 (gene PIAS3). Gene Ontology annotation, biological process: protein sumoylation; regulation of transcription by RNA polymerase II. The annotation marks the transcript as partial. The transcript has 12 exons. The record is from RefSeq and is a predicted model, not a curated record. Lineage: Eukaryota; Metazoa; Chordata; Aves; Pterocliformes; Pteroclidae. Gene Ontology annotation, molecular function: transcription coregulator activity; zinc ion binding; SUMO ligase activity.
CAUCGGGAUCCGAUUUUGUCAUCGAGGCACGAAGGGCUCGAGCGGAAAAUGCCAAGAUGGUCACAAAUCCUCUGGAUUUCUCCGGGUGCUGCCUGGUGUUUAUGACAAGCCUCGGCGCCUGCAAGUGUAAGAAUAACGAUUUAAUUUGUCUUAAAUUCUCUUCUUCAGCCUCCACGACCAGCCAGCGGUUUGAAGAAGCUCAUUUCACCUUCGCUUUAACCCCCCAGCAAGUCCAGCAGAUCCUCGCCUCCCGAGACAUCUUACCGGGUGCUAAAUGUGAUUACACUACGCAGGUGCAAUUAAGGUUUUGCUUGUGUGAAACCAGCUGUCCCCAGGAAGAUUACUUCCCUCCUAAUUUAUUUGUCAAGGUCAAUGGAAAACUCUGUCCCCUGCCCGGUUACCUCCCACCCACGAAAAACGGCGUGGAGCCGAAGCGACCCAGCCGCCCCGUCAACAUCACUCCGCUGGCACGGCUUUCGGCAACUGUCCCCAACACCAUCGUGGUGAACUGGUCCUCGGAGUUCGGCCGGAACUACUCGCUGUCGGUGUACCUGGUGAAGCAGCUGACGUCGGUGACGCUGCUGCAGAAGCUGAGAGCCAAGGGCAUCCGGAACCCAGACCAUUCGCGAGCCCUGAUCAAAGAAAAACUCACCGCUGACCCCGACAGCGAGAUAGCGACGACGAGCUUGCGCGUUUCCCUGAUGUGUCCGCUGGGUAAGAUGCGGCUGGGCGGGCCCUGCCGGGUGCCCUGCCGAGCCGUCACCUGCAGCCACCUCCAGUGCUUCGACGCCGCGCUCUACCUGCAGAUGAACGAGAAGAAACCCACCUGGACGUGUCCCGUCUGCGAUCAGAAAGCUCCGUACGACAACCUGAUCAUCGACGGGUUGUUCAUGGAAAUCCUGAACUCCUGUUCGGACUGCGACGAGAUCCAGUUCAUGGAGGACGGCUCCUGGAGCCCCAUGAAGCCCAAGAAGGAGAAGGCGGAGGUGUGCGCACCGGCUGCCUUCAGCGGGAUCGAGGCCGCCUCCCUUUACACCGUGAGCUCCGAGAGCAAGAACUCUUCAGAGAGCAAAAAAAAAGUGGAGGUGAUUGAUCUCACGCUGGACAGCUCGUCCGACGAGGAGGAGCCACCUGCCAAAAAGCCGUGUCCAGGCUCCAGCGCGGUUCCGGCCGCGGCCGGGCCCAAGGGGGUGUUAAAUGUCGAUCACCAGCCGGCGUCCGUGCUUCGGAGCCCUCCCAUGGCAGCUCUCGGCGGCGAUUAUCUCUCCAACCUCCCCGUUCCCGACUACCACCCUUCCUACCCGCUGCCCUCAGAGCUUCAAGGUCUGGAUUUGUUUUCCUUC